Fusarium proliferatum ET1 is the source of this 603-nucleotide messenger RNA. RefSeq names its product putative ribosomal protein L6.e.B, cytosolic. The record is from RefSeq and is a predicted model, not a curated record. NCBI's taxonomy places the organism in Eukaryota, Fungi, Ascomycota, Sordariomycetes, Hypocreales, Nectriaceae. Gene Ontology annotation, cellular component: ribosome; cytosolic large ribosomal subunit. The transcript has 3 exons. Gene Ontology annotation, biological process: cytoplasmic translation; ribosomal large subunit assembly. Bases 1 to 603 code for a protein of 200 amino acids. Gene Ontology annotation, molecular function: structural constituent of ribosome; RNA binding.
AUGUCGGCGAAGCCCACGAGCAAGACAUUCGGAAAGUCGACCCGAGAGGUUCCUGCCUCUUCGGAGAAGGCUAAGAAGUGGUACCCCGCUGACGACGAUGCCGAGAACAAGAAGGUCCGCAAGGCUGUCCGAUCUUGGGCCCCUCGCAAGUCCCUCCAGCCCGGCACUGUCCUCAUCCUCCUCGCUGGCCGCUUCCGUGGCAAGCGUGUCAUUCUCCUGAAGUCCCUCGACCAGGGUGUCCUCCUCGUCACCGGCCCCUUCAAGAUCAACGGUGUUCCUCUGCGACGAGUUAACUCCCGAUACGUCAUCGCUACCUCCUACAAGGUCGACAUCUCCGGUCUCGACGAGAAGAAGAUCGAGGAGGUCUCUCAGCCCAAGUACUUCACCGCUGAGAAGGCCAAGGAGAAGGCUGGUGAGGAGGCUUUCUUCAAGCAGGGAGAGAAGCCCCAGAAGAAGGAGGUCAACAGCAGCCGUGCCGCCGACCAGAAGGCCAUCGACAAGGCUCUGAUUGCCAACAUCAAGAAGGUUGACAUGCUGGCUUCUUACCUCUCCAGCUCUUUCAGCUUGAGGAAGGGUGACAAGCCCCACGAGAUGGCCUGGUAA